Messenger RNA from Pollicipes pollicipes, 2030 nucleotides. Its product is annotated as WD40 repeat-containing protein SMU1. The transcript has 12 exons. Bases 147 to 1685 code for a protein of 512 amino acids. Lineage: Eukaryota; Metazoa; Arthropoda; Thecostraca; Pollicipedomorpha; Pollicipedidae. The record is from RefSeq and is a predicted model, not a curated record. Gene Ontology annotation, molecular function: protein binding. Gene Ontology annotation, biological process: mRNA splicing, via spliceosome.
AGGAAGAGCCCCAAACGUGGCCGCCGGGGCUCCGCGGUCGUGCGGGAUAGGUUGCUGGCGGGGUUCGUGGUUACAUUUAAGGCAUACGCGUUGAGCCUCUUUGAAAAAGUGUUUAUUAUCUUAGGUAGACUCUUGGAGGUCCCGACAUGGCCAUCGAAAUUGAAUCCGCCGACGUUGUGCGACUUAUUCAGCAGUAUCUGAAGGAGAACAACCUGAUGCGCACACUUCAGACGCUGCAGGAAGAGACAACGACAUCACUAAACACCGUGGAUUCGGUGGACAGCUUCGUGGCAGACAUCAACAACGGUCACUGGGACACCGUUCUCAAGGCCAUACAGUCCCUCAAACUGCCAGAUAAAAAACUCAUCGAUCUCUACGAACAGGUGGUGCUGGAGCUGAUAGAGCUGCGCGAGCUGGGUGCAGCGCGCUCACUACUCCGCAACACGGACCCCAUGAUAAUGCUCAAGCAGCACGAGGCGGACAGAUACGUGCAUCUGGAGAACCUGCUGGCGCGCUCCUACUUCGACCCGCGCGAGGCGUACCCGGACGGCUCGAGCAAGGAGCGGCGCCGGGCGGCUAUCGCGCAGGCGCUGGCCGGCGAGGUAUCGGUGGUGCCGCCCAGUCGCCUGCUGGCGCUGCUCGGCCAGGCCAUGAAGUGGCAGCAGCACCAGGGCCUCCUGCCGCCCGGCACCCAGAUCGAUUUGUUCCGAGGCAAGGCCGCCAUUCGUGAACAGGAGGAGGAGACCUACCCCACGCAGCUCUCCAAGCAGAUCAAGUUCCGCAAGACGCACCCCGAGUGCGCCGCCUUCUCGCCGGACGGCCAGUACCUGGUGACCGGCACCGUGGAUGGCUUCAUCGAGGUCUGGAACUUCACCACGGGCAAGAUCAGGAAGGACCUCAAGUACCAGGCGCAGGACAACUUCAUGCUGAUGGAGGAGGCGUGCCUGUCGCUGGCCUUCAGCCGCGACUCGGAGAUGCUGGCCUCUGGCAGCCAGGAGGGCCGCGUCAAGGUCUGGAAGAUCGCCACCGGCCAGUGCCUGCGCAAGUUCGAGCGGGCGCACACCAAGGGCGUGACGAGUAUGCAGUUCUCGCGUGACAACAGUCAGCUGCUGAGCACGUCCUUCGACAACACGCUACGCAUUCACGGUCUGAAGUCGGGCAAGACGCUGAAGGAGUUCCGCGGGCAUACCUCGUUCGUCAACAGCGCUACAUUCAGUGUGGACGGACACUGCGUGAUCAGCGGGUCUUCGGACGGCACUGUCAAGAUCUGGAACGUCAAGACCACCGAGUGCAUCAACACGCUGAAGCCGCUGGGCGGCGUCAGCUGCGAGGAGUGCCACGUCAACGCAGUGGCGCUGUUGCCCAAGAACCCCGAGCACUUUGUCGUCUGCAACCGCUCCAGCACCAUCGUCAUCAUGAACAUGACCGGACAGACGGUACGCUCGUUCAGCACGGGCAAGCGUGAGGGCGGCGACCUGGUCUGCUCGGUGGUGUCGCCGCACGGCGACUGGAUCUACGCAGUGGGCGAGGAUCUGGUGCUAUACUGCCUGUCCACCACCUCGGGCAAGCUGGAGAGGACGCUCAACGUGCACGAGAAGGACGUCAUCAAUGUGACGCACCAUCCCCACCAGAACCUGAUCUGCACCUUUAGCGAGGACGGCCUGCUGCGACUUUGGAAGCCGUGAACGUAGCGCCGGCCGUCCCAUUUCAUCACCUCUCAUCCGACGUGUGGCUGGCACGCGGUGACGUGUGGCUGGCGCGCGGUGACGUGUGGCUGGCACGCGGUGACGUGUGGCUGGCGCGCGGUGACGUUUGGCUGGCGCGCGGUGACGUGUGGCUGGCACGCGGUGGCGUGUGGCUGGCGCGCGGUGACGUGUGGCUGGCACGCGGUGGCGUGUGACUGGCACGCGGCGACGUGUGGCUGGCGCGCGGUGACGUAUGGCCGGCGCGCGGUGACGUAUGGCCGGCGCGCAGCAGUGUGGAACCCUGCGUCACGCGUGUGAUGGUCAAUACACUCCUCACAAAGACAA